Molecule: messenger RNA, 981 nt
Organism: Archocentrus centrarchus (flier cichlid)
Lineage: Eukaryota; Metazoa; Chordata; Actinopteri; Cichliformes; Cichlidae
Gene: selenot2
Product: selenoprotein T, 2
Exons: 6
Biological process (GO): cell redox homeostasis
Cellular component (GO): endoplasmic reticulum membrane
Molecular function (GO): thioredoxin-disulfide reductase (NADPH) activity
Source: RefSeq, a predicted model, not a curated record
ACGGAUAGUUCCGUUUCCUCCGUCAGGCUGCAGUCAUGGCCGAGUACGGCCACACCGGGCUCUUUACUGCUCUGCUCCUCUUCACAGCGCUCACGCUCCGAGACAUUUAUCUCGGAAGAUCGAGCACGCAGGGUGGACACCAACCGCCCGACGACCCGGCCGUCUUGCCGAACACGGAACCCGGGAAGCCCGCCAAGGCGCUGCUGUACAGCAGCCCUGUGCUGCGGUUCCAGUACUGGUGUGCUUCUCUCAGUAUCUCCUGAGGCUACAGUAAAGUCUUCCAGGAGUACUCUCAGGCCAUCAGCCAGGUGUACCCGGACAUCCACAUCCAGGGAGAAAACUACCCCCCCACCCCCUUCAGCAGGUGUGUGGCUCAGCUGAUCUCAUAUUUGAAGCUUCUCUCCAUCCUGCUGAUCAUCAGUGGUCAGAACCCCUUCCUCCUCCUCGGCCUCCACACCCCGCUGGCCUGGACCUGGAGUCAGAACAACAAGAUCUUCUCUUGCCUCAUGGCCUUCUUCCUCUGUAACAUGAUGGAGACUCACUUCCUGUCCACCGGCGCCUUUGAGGUCACACUGAAUGAUGUUCCCCUGUGGUCGAAGCUUCAGUCUGGUUACGUCCCAAACAUCCAAGAAAUGUUUCAGAUACUCGAUAACCACCUGAAGAUGAACCAGGUGGAUCACACAACCUUCACCUCCACUUAGAGCUGCAAGUGAACACACACAGGUGCUCCAGCUUGUGAGGCAUUCUCCCGAUGGCGUUCAUGAAGGGCGGGCCUUAAAACAGACUCUGUGGGGCCCGGCUGGAUGUUCCUCGCCAAGAAUUGGGUGCCUCCUCUGCACCAGGUCACCUUCAGCACUACAAUACCCAAAAUGCACUGCUUGUAGCUCUGUGCUAAUUAGCUUGUAGACAGGAAGUGGAUUUGUGGCAGUAAGCUGUUUAAAGUAAAGCUUUUAUUAUGAAAAUAAAGUCUUUAGGUCCAUG